Molecule: messenger RNA, 4413 nt
Organism: Esox lucius (northern pike)
Lineage: Eukaryota; Metazoa; Chordata; Actinopteri; Esociformes; Esocidae
Gene: sulf2a
Product: sulfatase 2a
Exons: 21
Coding region: 295-2949 (884 amino acids)
Cellular component (GO): endoplasmic reticulum; plasma membrane; Golgi apparatus
Molecular function (GO): calcium ion binding; glycosaminoglycan binding; N-acetylglucosamine-6-sulfatase activity
Source: RefSeq, a predicted model, not a curated record
UCUGCACCGAGCUGUGAGGGGGGUUCGUCUCCCAGACUGCCAGCAGAGGGGACAGGGGGGCAUUGGAAAGGAGUUUGUCUGGUCAGAGCAGGUGUGUGUGCCAACGGACGGUGAAUCUUACGGGGACAUCACUCCUGAGGAGCACGCCUGGGAGGAUGUUGUCUGAAUAAGCUACCUGACCCAGGUCUUCGAACGCUGUGAGGGAACGUUUGAGAAGCAUCGGAAAGGAAGGUGGACUGAAGGAGUGACGGUGGAAGACGGCCGGGCCGCACUGAGGAACGGGUACUUGGAACCAUGGCAGGAUGGAGCCUCUUCCUCCUCUUCUUGGGGGUGGUAUCCCUGGCCCAGGGCUCCUCCUUCCCCUCCGGCCAACGCCACCGCGCCCGUCUGCAGAGGGACCGCCAAGCCCGCAACAACGUCCGGCCCAACAUAAUCCUCAUCCUCACCGAUGACCAGGAUAUUGAGCUAGGUUCAAUGCAGGCCAUGAAUAAGACUCGGCGUAUCAUGGAGCAGGGAGGCACCCACUUCUCCAAUGCCUUCUCCACCACUCCCAUGUGCUGCCCGUCGCGCUCCUCCAUUCUGACGGGGAAGUACGUCCACAACCACCACACCUUCACCAACAACGAGAACUGCUCCUCGCCGUCCUGGCAGCUGCAUCACGAGCCCCACACCUUCGCCGUGCACCUUAACAACUCCGGCUACAGGACCGCCUUCUUUGGGAAGUAUCUGAAUGAGUACAAUGGCUCCUAUGUUCCCCCUGGCUGGAGGGAGUGGGUGGCGCUGGUCAAGAACUCUCGCUUCUACAACUACACCCUGUGCAGGAACGGCGUGCGCGAGAAGCAUGGCAGCGACUACACCAAGGACUACCUCACAGACAUCAUCACCAACGACAGCAUCAGUUACUUCCGCUCGUCUAAGAGGACGUACCCCCACCGGCCGGUGAUGAUGGUCCUGAGCCACGCUGCCCCCCACGGGCCGGAGGACUCCGCCCCACAUUACAGCACCGCUUUCCCUAACGCCUCACAGCACAUAACCCCAAGCUACAACUACGCCCCGAACCCGGACAAACACUGGAUCCUUCGCUACACCGGUCCGAUGAAGCCCGUCCACAUGCAGUUCACCAACAUGCUGCAGCGCCGGAGAAUGCAGACCCUCCUCUCCGUGGACGACAGCGUGGACAAGCUGUACAACAUGCUGGUGGAGACGGGAGAGCUGGACAACACCUACGUCAUCUACACGUCGGACCAUGGCUACCACAUCGGUCAGUUCGGCCUGGUCAAGGGCAAGUCCAUGCCCUACGAGUUUGACCUCCGCGUGCCCUUCUAUAUACGAGGUCCCAACGUGGAGGCAGGAGCCACUAACCCUCACAUGGUUCUCAACAUCGACCUGGCUCCCACACUGUUGGACAUGGCCGGAGCAGCUGUUCCCUCAGACAUGGACGGCAAGUCCAUCAUCAAACUUUUGGACACGGACAAACCUGUCAACAGGUUUCAGGUGAACAGGAAGGGGAAGAUGUGGAGAGACUCCUUCCUGGUGGAGAGAGGCAAGCCACUCCACAAGAGGGCCGAUGGGAAGGAAGUGGCCCAGGAGGAGAACUUCCUGCCCAAGUACCAGAGGGUCAAAGACCUGUGUCAGAAAGCAGAGUACCAGAGCUCCUGUGAACAGCCAGGACAGAAGUGGCAAUGUGUGGAGGAGCCGUCUGGUAAGCUAAGGCUGUACAAGUGUAAAGGCAUGGCCGGUCUAUAUGCCUCACGCACCCAGGCUCUGAUGGCCAGCACCGGGUCCCAGCAGUGGGUUGGACAUGUCUCCAAUGCUGGAGAUGGCUGUGACUGCGGCCCCCUAGGACCCAAAAUUACACCCCUGAAGAAGAGGAGGCUGUCCACUAAGAAGAAGGUGAGGUCCGGCAAGAGUCUGACUAGAAACCGUUGGGCCCGGUCCGUUCCUUUUGAGCUGGACGGAGACCUGUAUGCUGUAGACCUACAGGAGGGCUACAGGCCCGUGGGCUUCAGGAACACCAGCUGGCCUGGGGAGAGGGGGGGCGGGGACCUGCUGGACAAUGACGAGUUCAGCGGGAUGGAAAUCCCAGCCAGACCCACAGCCAGACCCACAGCCAGCAACAGUCUUACACCACCUGCCGCCCUUAAAGUCACCUACAGGUGCUCCAUCUUGUUGAAUGACACGGUGAGGUGUGACGGAGGACUCUACAAAUCCCUCCAGGCAUGGAAAGACCAUAAGCUGCACAUCGAACACGAGAUAGAAACACUGCAGACAAAAAUUAAGAAUCUGCGUGAAGUCAAAGGUCACCUGAAGAAGAUUCGGCCUGAGGAGUGCCAGUGCAACAGCCCCAGCUACUUGUCCAAGAACCAGGGGCUGUUCAGACUCAAUGCUGGUCGCAUGCUCUCACUCAGCAUUAUGCCCUCGAAGCAGAAGAGACAGUGGCUAAUGAAGGAGCAAAAACGCAGGAAGAAGCUCCGUAAGCUGCUCAAGAGGCUCCGCAACAACGACACCUGCAGCAUGCCUGGUCUCACCUGCUUCACUCAUGACAACCAGCACUGGCAGACCGCCCCCUUCUGGACAAUGGGUCCGUUCUGUGCUUGUACUAGUGCCAACAACAACACCUACUGGUGUCUCAGGACCAUCAACGACACGCACAACUUCCUGUUCUGCGAGUUUGCCACAGGCUUCAUAGAGUACUUCGACCUGAACUCGGACCCAUACCAACUGAUGAACGGGGUUGGCGGCCUGGAUCGCACUGCCCUGAACCUCAUGCACCAGCAGCUUAUGGAGCUACGGAGCUGUAAAGGCCACAAGCAGUGCAACCCAGAGACGGGUGGUAAAGACAGAAACUCUUUCAGUGAAUACAGGCCAGUUCAUCGUCGAAAGAGGCCAAAAGUGAAGAAGCCCUCCUCCAAAUCGCUAGGACAGAUUUGGGAAGGAUGGGUCGGUUAGCGAAACAUGUGUCCCACCACUCACCACACGGCAGUCUGCCAACGGAGGAGGACCAGAACAACUGGAGAACCUGAUGGCUUCAGACCGACUUCAUGGGAAUGUAACCGAAACAACCAUUGCAGUAGGAGCUUAGAGAGCAGGAUGCUGGUUCGACGUUAUCUAGUGCCGACCAUGCAAACUGAGCAGAGCAAACACUGAAUGAAGAAAAUGAAAACUGUCACACUCUCAAUCGUAAUGCGUGCACACACACACACACAUAUUCUAACUGACACCCUCACACAGGAACGUUUUCGCCUCAUGUCCCAUCACCCCAGUUCUCUGGACAUCCAAACCAGGUUUCAGCCUGGUCUGUCGACUGGGGCUACUCCCUGAAAAUGUCCUGUGAUUUUCAGCAUCCGUCUUGAGUGAACAGUGAACGUGAGAUGUUUUAGUAUUAGUCUCUUGUAACAGCCUUAACACUGGGUGCAGAGGUCAGUUAAAUAUCAACUCCGCCGUGACGACUUGACAUGUAUCAUAAUUACGGCCUUCUGCCAGACCUGACGUAAAUCACCACCCUGCGGAAUGAAGACGUCAGGCGACAACAUCAAGCAAGCCUCCGCCUUACAGAGCAUGAAGGUUACUGUCCACAACGCGUCAGUGUGGCUGGAAACUCCCCUCAAGGACCACCACACAACAUGUCGUCUUUUUGUUGACGCAAUGCCAACCCAAGGACUUCCCCAGGACAUUCCCCAUUGGGCCGUACACCUAAAAUGAUUGUUGAUGAAAUGUCACAAAGGGGCCCGUUAUACAACCACCACCUCACCAUCCUAGACAAUGGCCUAAACCAGACUUCCAAAACAACCUUGUUUCACCAGUAGAAUGCAUAUCUGUUAUUAGUGGUGGUCAUCUUACUUUGGAUAUAGUAGGUGGCAUUAGCAAUACAAUCAGUUUAGUUUGUUCAGCUUGCUAUACAUGGUGCUAUGAUAACAUCACAAAAAUAAAGAUGUGCUGUACAGUGUGUAUUUGAAUGUAAGUUGUGCAAUUAAUAUAAAUGUUUACAAUAUUUUUUAUAACACUGAGGAACAGGCAGACUUCUCUUUUGUGUUUGAUAUGAGCUGACAAGUAUUACCUUUUUAGAUGAGAAUGUAACCUGAAGACAUUUCCUAACUCUGUAUUUAUCCAUCUGUCCCCUCUGGACAUUUCUGGAGUUUAUUCUCUGCUCUGUUGAAACCAACUGCUAGUUAAAAAAGAAAACAUUUCUGUAAGAUGAAAAAGCACAUAGAAAAUAUUCACUGUGAAAUGAAAUUCCUAUGAAAACGAAUCUCUUGUUGUACACGAGAGUAAAGAAGUUACAUUGUAGUGAGUCUUGACAUCCAUAUUCAUUAUAAUGCCUUUGCUUUCUAUCAUGUUUCACAGUGAGAGUCCCAUUGCAGACAGUUCUGGUAGUGAGUAGCCGAUCUGUGAAUAAAGUGUUAAUUUCCCUCA